AUGCAGACUCCGCAGAAAACCCAAAGCCUCAGACCCUUCAAGCAGAGGAAGAGUUUAGCAACCAGACAAGAGGAAAUUGCUGGAAUCUGGGCAAAGCUCCCAAACAAGAUCCCAGUGGAGCACUACCCCAGGGAGAGGUUCCUGCCUCCGCUGGACAAGACCGAGUUCCUGGUCCCUCAAGAGCUGACCGCCACCCAGGUCCUCAGCAUCCUCCGGGGCUGCCUGGUCCUCUGGGCCUCUGAAGGCUUUUCCUUGCUGGUGAACAAUAAGAGCCUGGUCAGCAUGAAUGUGAUCAUGGCAGAGGUCCACGGGGACUACCAGGAUGAGGAUGGCUUCGUGGACAUGACCUGUGCCCCCCAGGAGAAGUUCGGCUGCUUGGGCUCUGGCAAGACCUCUGCAGAGCGUGUCAAGAACCUGGCCUCACACGUGCGGAGAGACGGACCAGCCCCAGUGUGGGUGGGGGGCAGUGGCCAUCGCCGGACAUCACAGGCAGGCCCGGUGUCCCAGUCUCCUCUAUGGGGCUCCUGGCUCCUGUGGGUUUCCUUGUGGGUUCCAGGAUGGCACCAUCCUCAGAAGGAGCAGGGGGAGGGCAUGCGAUCCAAGGAACCAAGACAGCAGCUGGCAUGUCCCUAG
Molecule: messenger RNA, 633 nt
Organism: Suricata suricatta (meerkat)
Lineage: Eukaryota; Metazoa; Chordata; Mammalia; Carnivora; Herpestidae
Gene: MAP1LC3C
Product: microtubule associated protein 1 light chain 3 gamma
Exons: 5
Coding region: 1-633 (210 amino acids)
Biological process (GO): cellular response to nitrogen starvation; autophagy of mitochondrion; macroautophagy
Cellular component (GO): autophagosome; cytosol; autophagosome membrane
Molecular function (GO): ubiquitin protein ligase binding
Source: RefSeq, a predicted model, not a curated record